This is a messenger RNA of Poecilia latipinna (sailfin molly), 4548 nucleotides long. RefSeq names its product G protein-coupled receptor 20 (gene gpr20). Lineage: Eukaryota; Metazoa; Chordata; Actinopteri; Cyprinodontiformes; Poeciliidae. Gene Ontology annotation, molecular function: G protein-coupled receptor activity. The transcript has 6 exons. Gene Ontology annotation, biological process: phospholipase C-activating G protein-coupled receptor signaling pathway; positive regulation of Rho protein signal transduction. Gene Ontology annotation, cellular component: plasma membrane. Bases 2900 to 4111 code for a protein of 403 amino acids. The record is from RefSeq and is a predicted model, not a curated record.
UUCAGAAGAGUAAUGGUUGUUUCUCUGUUUGCUUUACAAUUCAAACAUCUAAACUUCAGCGUUUUUAUGUGGUCUUGCUACUAUCACAAACUCGGUGAAAUUAGAUAAAUGACCAUUUCUGGUUUCAUAGAUCUUUUAUUUAUCUGUUUUUAUGAACUGCAUCCAAUCCUCAAAGUGGGCUUUUAUUUGUCAUUUAUUCAGAAUUUCCUGUGUUUCACUAGUCUUCUAUGAAAGGCCUAAAUAAUGGAGAGCUGCAAACCUUUUCUUUGCUUGUCACUCAUCUCUGUAAAGCCUCUGUUUUUCGCAGUUGUUUGCCAUUUCUCUGUGUCCCAGGACCUCCUUCCUAAGCUACUCAAUUCAGCUUGAAAGCUAAAUUGUUUUUCAUUCUACCGGGCUCCUGUGGGAACACUCAGACCUUUAGAAAUAAGUUCAUACCCUUUCCUGAUUUGUGCCUUCCCACAAUGUCAUUGUGAAGGGCGGAGAGCCACCCUGACCUUUUUGUUGGGCAUUUUGCAACAUUAAAUUGUUGCAUUCAUAUAUAAUUACAUAAAUAAAGUUACUACUUAUACCAUAGCUUAUCUACAGCAACUUGAAUGAAUAUUCAAGCCCCUCAAACCUUUUUUUUAUGUUUCUUGACUUAACAACCACAAAGUUCAAUAUUUUAUUACUUGAUAUUUUGUGGUAAACCAGCAUGAAAUAUUUGAUAAUUGUGUGGACUGUGUGGAGAGACUGGUUUUAUUUUUCACUUAUCUUUUCUUACAAAAUAGCUGAAGCCAAGUAAGUUUGGAAGAAGAGCGUCUGUGAACAUCAGUGUUCAAGUCUUACCACAGAUAUGAACUGUCCCCCCAUCAUCUCUUUAGCAAAACGCAAGCAGGACUUCUUGUAGCUUUCUUUCGACGACGCUCCUCUUCUCGACGUUAAAAGAUAAAAGCCAGACUUUAGAAGAUGUUACUGUAAGAGUCCCAUUCAUUUCCUUCAUUGGUGCUAAUGUACUGUGGCUGGGCUCGUUUUGGUCCUGAUAAUGAAUCACAUUAUUCACGCCUCACCCUCAGUUGAGCAUAUUAUUCUCAUUACUCUGAGUAAACCAUGUUUUUUUUUUUUUUUUUUUUUUAUCAGCUGGGGAUAUUUUGCUGAUUAUUGUGUAAUGAGAAUAAAACAGCUAAUCACACUUAGCGUCUUGAACUGUCCUCUCUUUGGUUCGCACGACAAUUAAACCGCAUUAGUCAUGCAGGAACACGUGACAUGCUGGCCGCCUCCUGGGGUUUUGUUAUUCUUAGAGAAAUUAGAAUUAAUGCAAAAUGUUGUGUUCAUUUUUCCAUGUCAUGGCAGAUUUUCUGCUAGAAUAUCUUUCUAUUUCAAAUUGAUUGCCAUCAUUUCAUUGACAGGGAUUUUAUCAAGCUGUGUAACUGCUAAAUGUGUUUAUGUUGCAUGUUGACAUAAGCUGUCCCUUUUGUCUUGCUUAAAAUAAGCCAUCGUUAUUAUUGUCGGAUGUUUUAUUCUGUACUCUGACUUUAUAAAAUAUAAUAUUACAUUUGGAAUCUCGGCACAAAAAAAAAAAAAACAAGCUGAGAAGACGUUUUAUCUUGACAGUAAAAUUGUUCUGGAAGUUGCACAAGCCACAGCAAUGACUCUUUCCCCACUAAAUUACUGCAAACUAACAGCUUAGCUAAUCAAAUUAUAUCGUACAAACCAGGAAGCUAUAAAUACCCUGUCAGCACGAAAACAAUUUCUACUCAAUUGCAUUCGGUUUAUUUCAGCUGUGAGAACCAUUUACCAUCUUUCCUCAAGGAAAAUAAACACACAGAGUCCAACUUGAGAUUCACAACUCUUACAGCGUUACAGAGCCAGGUGUUUCUGAGUCACUGAGAUGAAAAACACAUAAAUUUAAUAAUCAGGAUUUUUUUCAUAUGAGUUAAAGAACAUACUGUUUGUUUUUCUGAUGAGAAAAUGGAAACACAUAUGCCAAUGGCCCAUGAGAGAGUAUUUCUACUGGCAGUAAAUGGUAUAUUUAUUUUAGAAAUAGCUGCACCAAAUAGCUCAGAUAUUGGUUUUAAAGUGGCUCUGUCAGUGCAGUUGUGCCAACAACAACAAGCAUUCUGAGGUCAAACAGAGAGAGGUCACGUCAAGGCAGAGGAAUGUAGAAAAAGCUGCCCCUGCUCUAAUGCGCAUCUUCAGACACUGAAUUCAAAAUCACAGUCUUGCAAAAGUAUUCAUAGCUCUUGAUUUUUUUUUUCUUCUAAUUUUUCACAUUAAAACCACAAACUUGUUAAAUUUGGUUUCUAUGUGAUAGAUACAAAUUGUGAAGUGGAGGGAAAACCAGACGAUGAUUACAAUGUGUUUUUACAGAUAAAAAUGUGAAAAGAGGGCUGUAUAUUUGUGUUCAGCCUUAAUGAGCCAAUACGCAGCAGAAUCACCUACAACUUUAAGCCUUUUGAGGGUUUAACUCUACCAGCUUUGCACAUUAAGACACAGAUUUAUUUAUUUAUGUAUUUAUUUUGCAAUUUAGCCAUAGUUAAGUAAUGCUGGAUACAGAGCAAGUGUGAACCUAAACUUUCAAAACUCCUUGUUGAAUUUAGAAUCAAAACAAGCACAUAUAAUCAUAAUAAAAUAUAUUGAAGUUUGUGUUUGCAAAAGUGACUAAAUGUGGAAAAGUACAAAGGCUGUGAAUGCUGAAAGAGCAACAAUGCAAGAGCAACAAUUUCAGGGUAAAAAAAAAUUUGCUCAAUGACUAAUGCUGUAAGUGUUUGAGGUUUUUACUGUCAUGCUUGAAGAUGGGGAAAAAAGUAACACAACAAUGGUGAGUAACGACUGAGACUUUGGAUCUGCUACUUAGAGGGAUAUUAGAAAAUGAUUGAAAUUUUAUAAAAAGACAUGCAUGUUGAUAUUUUAGUUAACUUUAAUGUGUGUUCUUCUUUCUUACAGUGCCACUUUUUGUCUGAGUUGCCAGUAUCUCCAUCAUCAACUUAAUCCCGUCUUCAUGCUGUUAAUGUGGGUCACCACCAACAGGAUGAACUACAAUAAUACUGAAUCCUGGCUUUGUAGCAACACCUCAUUUUCCACCCUGCCCAUAACAAACACGCCAGCUAACAGGAGUGGCAUGGGAGCGUAUCUUGAAAGACUGGCCCAUUUAGACGAAGGACUGUACAAUGAUUUCUACGGCCUCUGGAUUGCACUGAUGGUCAUAAACUCUGUCAUAUUCCUGGUGGGCAUGCUGCUCAACACAGUUGCACUCUACGUUUUUUGUUACCGUACGAAGCAGAAGACCACCUCAGUGAUCUACACCAUCAACCUGGCAGUGACGGACCUCUUGGUGAAUCUCUCUCUGCCAACCCGCAUCUCGCUCUACUACAGCGGUGGAGCUUGCCUCACCUGCUCCUACAUGCACAUAUUCAGCUACUUUGUGAACAUGUACUGCAGCAUCUUAUUUCUAACCUGCAUAUGUGUUGACCGUUACCUUGCCAUUGUGCAGGUUGAAGCUUCACGUCGUUGGAGGAACUCCAGCGUAGCCAAGCUGGUCUGCAUUACCGUCUGGCUGUUUGCCAUCGUGGUCACAUACUCCUUUCUCUCCACUGCGUUCCAGCACACAGGCUGCUGCAUCUCAAAGCUCCUCUUCCUCACAAUCACCGAGUUCUUUUUACCCCUCAUCGUCAUUGUGGUUUUUACUCUUCGCAUUAUGUGGGCCCUGACUGACCGUCGACUCAUGCAGCAGAGCAGGAAGCGGAGGAGAAGAGCUGUCCAGCUGCUGAUUACUGUGCUGAUCAUCUUCACAGUCUGCUUCACUCCCUUCCACAUCAGACAAGUUUUAUUGUAUUUCUACCCUGACAUGCCCCAUCAAGUGAUUGUGUACCACUUAACCGUCACUCUAAGUAGCUUGAACAGCUGUAUGGAUCCAGUUGUCUACUGCUUUGUAACAAAUAAUUUUAAGGCUACAAUGAAACAUAUUUUCCGUCGUGCCGAGCCAGAGCAGACCAGUGGUGACAUUGUCAGUAUGCAGCACAGCUCCAAGGCCUCUGGGCGGACAGUUAGCGCCAUCACCAAUAACAGGAUCAUGAUGACCAGGAUUCCCAGCAUACGACUGAGAGACAUUUUGGAUAACAAACAUACUCCAUGAAACUGUGCUAGCAAGAGGUGCUUGGUUUUAUAUUUGACAGAGAUGAAUAGUUUCUUAAAACAUUGGUUCAUUAACAAAAAAAGAAAAAUGCUUUCCCUUGUAAUGACCGUGAAUCUUCAGCUCAGGACUUAUAGUCAAGAUAUAAGUUUUUAGUAUGAGCUCUACAGCAAAAAGAAAUAUAGGUGGGUGUGACUAAUUAUGGGCAAUGACUAGAGACGGAUUUUGUUUGCGACCAACUAUCAUCAUGCAGAGCCAAAGUCAUCUCUCUCAAUUUUCAUCUGGUGAUGUUGCUUCUCAGAAGACUAAUAAAGGACCUUUGUAUCAUUGCUUAAAGGAUACACAAUGAAGUCUCAUUGAAGCUUCUUCAGAUAUAAUGAAAUGUAUUGACAUCAUUGCAUUAAAAAAAAAAGUAUUUGCCUUGUAGGCUAAUGCUUUUA